This is a messenger RNA of Porites evermanni, 25124 nucleotides long. Lineage: Eukaryota; Metazoa; Cnidaria; Anthozoa; Scleractinia; Poritidae. The record is from the annotation of a GenBank genome assembly.
GGUUUGGAACUUUCGACAUGAAUAUUCGAGAAGAAUUUCUGAAAUCCGUCGAGGAGGAAUCCCCAGAAACCUUUCUCCGAUUUAUGGAACAACAUGUAAGCAAUGCAUUCAGGAGGUCUUUAAUGAAAAAACUUACACUAUUACAUAUGUUAAUUUGUUCGUGGUAUGCGAACAACUCUCAUGUCUGUGCAUUCAUGAUAUGAAUUGUGCAGUUCAUGAACUCCUGAUCAUUUAUGUUUAGUUUUAAUUGCAAUACCUGUACAAGCGUGAUCAAACUGAAGCGGCCAUUGUUUUAAUUUAUGAUUCGUUAAGGUAGCCAUUGGAGAAAUUCAUGGAUUUAGAUUUUAGAUUGAUCUUCAAUUAAGCUGCAAAGAUGCUUAGCUGCACAAAGAAUUAAAUUAUGCGUGGCAAAAAUGCUACAUACGUUGUUAUGGUGGUGGUUGGUGGGGGCGCCGGGGGGAGGGUCCAUAGAUUUAACCCUUACCAUACAAAUGGUAUAUAACUUCCUGACCGUAUCUCCUAAGAAAUUCUUUGUUUGCAACCACGUGAGAAGGCGGCCAUGUGGGGGGUCAGUACAAAAGAAAUAUACAUGGAAAUAGAGCUUAGUUCCCACAGGAGAGAAAUGCUUUUGUUCCUGACCACCAACAUGGCCGGCAUGACGUCACAUGCAAACCAUCAAUACAAAAUGUCUGAUAAAGAUUUCUUUUAAUUAAUUUGUAUGUGUAAUCAAAAUAAUGGUGACGAGUGAAAUUAGGGAAUAAUUUCACACGCGUUUUGUCCAAAUCCUUAGGAUAAUAAUUUGGACAAAAUGCAAGUGAAAUUACUCCCUAAGUUCAAGAGUAUACCAUUUGAUUACCUAUUAAUAUCAGGGGUGACGAAUUACGUUAGCAAUCUUGGAUUUUUCACUUGUUUAUCCUGGAUCGUAUUGAUCGAGAACUCUACUUUCUAGUCUCUAACGUUUAGAGCUUAAAUUUGGCUUUAAUUCAGAAUUUUUCUAGAAAAUACCUGUUAGAAUCCUUCUUGAUGUGCUCUUUCAUGUGUUCAGGUUUUCUAAAGCGUCUUUUUAUGCGCUGGCGUUUUCAUUCAUGACAUUUUAAAAAUUCGUCACCAUCUUGACACUGAGAUGUACGGAUGGUUGCCAUGGCAAUUUUGUAAUUUCACGUGUGAAAUUACACAUUUUUUACUGAAAUUUCGCGCCAAAAUUAAGGAGUAAUUUGUCACCUAUGAUAUUAAUUAAGUAAUCAUUUUUUUUUUAAUUUUGCAACCUAAAGAAUUCAAGAAAUGAGUCAUUUGAUGUUGAGGAGUUGCUACAGACUUUGCCGAAGAAGGAGCAUGAGAGAUUGUGGGCUGGACUCCGAGAUAUGACACACAGACUGAUAUUAACAAAUCCACUCUCAUCCCAGGAAAAUGAUGACUUUGAAAGUGAUGAGGAAGGAUCAGUAAGUGAAAACUCAACAUGCAUCUAUUAUACAUGUAAUACUGACUAACACUGUACCAAGUAUUAUGAAAGUGAACAGAUCUUCACCUAAGAGCUUGAGAUAAAGACCUGAAAAAAAUCCAGGCUUGACUGGGAAUUGAAACCCUGACCUUUGUGAUGACUAAUACUCAAGCCAACUGGAGAGCAAGCCAUUGUGAGUUUGCAGGUUCUUCCGGCUCAUCCUCUUAAAUUUCUUAUUCCAAUGCAAAGAUCAUGUUCACUUUCAUCUCCUUAUCUGCAGUUCAAAAUGUGUUCUGUUUUGUGUAUUUCAAUUCCCACCAGAGAUUUUUGCUGGCAACUUUGAGCAAACGGAAAAAAAGAAGGUACAAACAACAAACAGACAAAAACAGUCGGAACUUCCUAGCUGCUCACCAUCCCCCUACCUAGAUGCAUCCAUGGCAACUUGAAAUCUUAGUAACAAGCCUGUAUAAAGGUUGCAAACAAAUGUCAAUAAUUAUUAAAGCUUGUAAACCUGAAAAGAAAAAGAAAGCAGAAUGCGAUGCCUCAAACAAUAAUUUAAUUAUCUGAUUGUACAGUGUGACUUACUGUAUGUGUUUAGCAACAUGUACAGUAUAAAAAGGUGUUUAAUGUAGGAUCAAAGUAACUUGAAACAUAAGAAGCAUUAAAUUUUUUGUUGUUUCCACUGUCAGCAAUGUCCACUUCUUCUCCCAUAUCUGGAGGGCGUAACUACAGUGGCCUUGUGUGCAUUAACUACACCUGAGAAAUCCAGCCACACUCCACCUGCUUUAUUGGAGACUGCUGUAAUUCUUCAUGGUAUGUGCGAUAUAGUACAAUAUAUCAUACAGUGUGCCAUUAUAAUUCAUAUAUUUAUCAAAGUUUUUUUUUUGUUGGAGCUAAAUUGUACAUUGUACCAACCAUACUGUAGAAUUUACUCGUGAGGGAUAAUCCCUUAAACAAACGAUUAAAACAUCUCCCUUAGCAAUUGACCAGUUUAAUAAUUCUCACAAGUCAUAACCUUUUUUCUUGACUGUGUUUUGAUAAUAAAUUAUGAUGGAACUUGAGUUUGUGUUCGGUUCCCUCAAUUACCCAGAGAGGUCUUUCUUAAUAGGGUUAUCUGUUUUUUUCUUCUUGUUUGUUGUUCGUAACAAUUUUUUUGAUAGGGUGAAGGACAAAUAGUUUAUAACACUCAGCAUUUGCUACACAGGCUUACUUUAUAUCACUUAUUGUACAGUAAAACAAACAAACAAACAGAAUGGGUGGAAGAAGGGGAAAACAAUAUUGCUUGCAAAUACCAAUUUGUAUAGACUUGCCACAAGUUGACUGCAUGAGCACCGAAGGUGUGAGGGACGCUCGCAAAGCAAGAUGUGUGUGAGUGAUGACCAGAAAAAGGCUUUGAGAAAGUUUAAAAUUUGUACUGUAUACUCUCUCACAGGCUGUGUAUCAAUUCACAAACAGCUAUAGAUAUGACUGUAUUUAUCAAUUAUAGUUGCCCACCUCAGACAAGGACGUUUGGAAUAAAGCUAAACUUACUGUUCUGUAAACCCUCACACAGUUUCUUAAGUUUUUGCUGUUCUUCAUGUGGAGUUGAAGUUCUCUGUCAACAAAAACUGUCACAACAAACUUUACACAUGUAGCUGUAGAAUGUACACUCGUCUGUAUUACUGGUCAAUUUAUCGUUAAUAGGAAAAAAAUGAUGUUGGUUACUCUUGGGACAUUAAAAGGUCAUUACAUUUUUUUCUUUCCGUCCCCUUUUGGUGUAAAUUUGAAAUAGUGAGUACUACUACUACACUUUGAAGUGAUUUUGGUACCUAAGAGAUGCAAACUAAUUCAAAAGGAAAAAGAAAACAUUGUAUGUAAGCUCAACCACAUUUACAGUGGGUCUGAUCCACUUACAGAAGCUGGUUUAACAAUAGUUAUUCUUGCAUGUACAUUGUAUCACUUGAAGGCUUGUUGAUGGUCCUACCAGAAGGAGCUGAGUCUUUGCAGAACAACAUUGCACAGCUUUGUGAAUCUUGGUAAGUGCGUACAGUGUGAAUUGUAGACUUGAUUAAAAUGGCAGCUAGUUCUCUCCCUCCAGUCUUCUCGGGCUAUGUAGUUCCCACUUACACUGUCAGUAUUGAAGUCAGGGCUGUCACCAAGAUUUCAAGUUGCCGGGUAAAUACAACAAGUAGGCGGUCAAUCAAACAGCUAGGGAUUUCUUUUGAUUCUAUUUCCCUAUGAAAGUAGCCAGGAGCAACGUUCAUAGUAGCUGGGGGAAAUCCCCAGCUCUCACCUCUUAAUGACAGCCCUGUGAAGUGCAAAUGUAUCUCAAGCAUCAAUACAUAAUUGUGCUAAAAACUGUAUCUGUUGCAGGUUCCUUAAUGAGUUAGAAGGCAAGGAGGAGCUGGUGACCCACGCAUUACCAUACCUGAUAAUAAGGAGCCUCAACCGAGGAAUUGUAAGCCAGUUAACUGAAACUUUGGUAUUAUUAGAGGGAUUUCGUAUGACCUUGAAACAGAAAAAGAAGCAAAACAGAAACAACCAAAGAACAGAAAUAGAGCGAUUUGAUUGGUUUAUCGAUUAUGGAUAUAAACGCGCAUGGCUUUUGGUUGGUUAAGCGAACGCCCUGGUGAAAAAACUUCUUGCCCGAGAACUUUCUAGAAAUCAAUUGAUACUUUGCUUUGAUGUCAUACUGCAACAUACUUGGCCAAUUGAACAAUGCCUUCUCCAUAUUAGGGUUUUCUUUGGCAGGAAAAUGAAGAGUCCAUGUUUUGAUCUUUCCAUCCAUUGGCUGAUAAAACAAGUAACAAACACUUACCUAAACCAUCUUUCAAGGUCAUACGAAAAUCUCUCUAACGUAGUAAAGAGAUUAAAGCCCAAACAUGAAGAAUCCUAGCUAUAAGCUGAGUGGAUUUUCUCUACCUUUACAGUGAGGAGAAAUCAUCGAGAACUGAAUCUUUUGUACAACUUUAAACAACACACGUUACUUGUUUGUACGAAGUUCAGUUAUUUUAAUGUGGAAAAUCUUUACGUCUUUCAAAAAAAAUAUAUAUAUAUUUAUUAUAUAGACACGAGUGUUUUACUGGAAAAUAUACCACUCGUAAAGCACAUAAAAACUACAUCCGGGACCUGAGUGGUUUAUUUUCCAUAAUCUCACACGUGAGUUUAUCGAUGACGUAAUUUCAGUAAUUUCCUUCUAUUAUUUUAUCGACGUCUUUUUGUCUAUAUAAUAAAAAGAACAUUACACGGCGGCUUGAAGAUAUGAAUUUUAUUUUCUUGCGGCAAAAACAAUAUUUUACUCACUCGCUGCGCUCGUUCGUAAAAUAUUGUUUUGCCACUCGAAAAUAAAAAUAAUUCAUAUCUUCGCACCACCGUGUAAUAUCCUCUCUCUAUAUAUUAUUGAUAAUAAUUGUAGUCAGUUAGCAAAUCAGUUUAAUUGUGAAUUCUGAUAAUUAUUUUAUCAUAACUGAUUCAAUGUUCCCAUGUUUCCUAUUACAUGUAUUCAUAAGCCUGAAUUUCAGCCCUCUCCUUGUUGAGUCGCAAACUCCUGAGAGAUUCUCUCUUGAGACUUACAAGUUGAGUAGACAGCUGAAAUUCAGGCUUAUUAAUAUUCAUUAAUCAUAGGAGACAGAGGAAAUUCUUUGUUAAGGUCUAGAGAAUGGAUUUUGCCCACAACAUUUCCACAUUGAUUGCCCAUUUGCUAUCCCUGUUUUGAAUUGAGGUUUAGAUUUAUACAUUUGCUCCGCAAUGUGUGUUUCACUGUACACUGUAGGUUUCAGAUGUAAAACGUGUUUGGAGCUUACGGCAGGCCCUCCUUCUGAUGGAUUUUGAGGACAAUUCUUCAGAAUCAAUGAAGCAGCUUCUUCAUCAGUGCAUGAUUCACCCAAUGUACCUCAAGCUUGAAGAGGUUUGUGGAAGAACAUUCAAAGCCCCUAAUACAUGUGUGCUCUGAAGGUUUUGUUUGCAGGCUACAGUCAUGUAUAAUGCCAAGUGGACUGAAUGAUAUCAGAGACCUUAAGAUCAAGGUUUGGCCAUCUUGCUGCAAAUGGCAAAUGGCGGUUUAUGGUUAGCAGUUUGCCGUCAGCGGUCUGCCCAUUUUUGGGACAUUAACAAUAAGAUUCAUGGAGAGGCAGUCUCCAUGUUUGUUUUCAUUCAUUUGUUGACUUCUAGUUUUAAUAAGCUGAGAAUUGUCUUCAAAAGUGUGUUUCAAUGAAAAUGUAAAUUAAUAAUGCAAAAGAGUUCUAAUUAAAAAGCAGCAUAUCCUCUAAAACAUGGGAUUGUGAUGUUGUAGGAUGCAAAAAUCCCUGCAGUAAAUCACUUACCGUUAGAGUGUGAUCUUGCUGUACAAACCUGAACCUCAAUCCGCAAACCUGUCAGCAAAGCACUUGUCACAUGACCUCUUGACGUUCGCAGUUGGUGGGAACUGCCAAAAUCCCUUGAUCUUAAGGUCUCUAUUGUCAUAGUUAUCCUUUCUCAGUUGCAUCCAGCUGUAACUCACUACAAAGAGUAGUUGUUAUCACCAGUAUUGUAAACUUGGCCCUGAUUAAUUGCACAACAUACACUGUAUUUAUAGUCAAUCUCUACUUAAAAUGCCAGCUGCUAGCAGUUACAACUGAAGGUAUACUGGUGUGGCUCAUUAGACAUGCUCUUAGAACUUAACUACAGUAGAUGCUGGUUUAUGUUCAUUAGUAUUUGCAUUUUUUUUUUUAAGGGAAGACGUUUUCUCAGUUACUUGUUUGGAUUGAACCCUGAAUUAUCAAAGGAGUUUCACAAGACAAUAAAGAAUCAGAUUCCAUCAUGUGCUAUGUAAGUUGAAUAGUGCUCUUUAUGGAGAGUGACUGACAAUCAAAAUACACUUCCAGGUUUAGCCAAUUUCUUCUUACCUGUAAAUUGAUACAGCUAAUUUUAAUAGAGGCAGUGGAAAUGCAUGCAUACCGUGUACAUUAAUCGCUUACUACAAUGGAAUCUCUUUUUGGGGUAACUUCUAUUCAAGGGACACCUCCAUUCAGAGGACACAAAAUUUGGUCCCCCAAAAAAUGUUCAAAACAAUAAUAUUAAUCUUUGUAUUUUGUUACCGCGGUUGAAGGGGCACCUCUACUCAGGGGAAAGAGACAGUUUUUUGGGGUCCCAAAACCCCAAUUUAACUUCCAUUCACUUCAGGGGACACCUUAGCACUCAAAAAGUGACUGACCACAAAAAUCAUCAGUGAGUUUAUAUAUAUGUAAGUGUAGUCUAGUCACAAUGGCAUCGGCUUUCAAACCUUGAACAGUCACUUUAAUAUAAAAUUGAAGUCCUGAACUUGUGGGAAUUCAAUACACAAUAUUGCAGAGAUCAGUUAACCAUAAUUUGUAUGCAUUAUCUAGCUGCUUGAAAAACCGUAAAUCCUCUAUUAAUCCCCCUCCCUCUAAUAAGCCCCUCUCCUAAAUAUUCCAUUGUCUUUUCUAAAUUAAAUAAGCCUCUCCCCUUCUCUAAUAAGCCCCCCCCCCCUUCCAUCCACCUUAAACCCCUCAACUGGGCUUAAUAACACUUUAAUUUCAAUAGGGUGCAUAAUUACAGUCCAACUUUACUCUCCCUUAUGGCCCUAUAAAUAUAUAAAGAAAGAAAGAAAGAAAUGAAUAAAUAAAUAACCUCCCCAGGGGGCUUUAUAGAGGAUUUACGGUAUUGACUGUAGCAGAUUCUGAGGCAGAAUGAAAUAAAAAUCUUUUAUUUGUUGGUUAAUUACUAACAAACCUUAGCCCAACCUCCAUUCAAGGGACAGUUGCCUUGGUCCCGAGGGUGUCCCCUGAAUGGUGGUUCCACUGUAAUUUUUCAAACAGAUUGUAUAAUAUAUAAAUGUUUUCAUUCAUAGGAAUGUGCUUAGUCUAUAUGGUGAAGUUUAUUUCCGUGCAUGGAGAGUUGCAUCUGGACCAUACUUAAAGGUUGUGUUUUUAACACCAUAUUAUUAAGCCUUUGGUGGCGGCCUGCAAGUAGCAAAAAUACCACCUUUUUCACUACAUGUAAUUCUUCUUUGGACUAUUUUUCAGCUAAUAAUUAUAAUUGGCAUGAGAAUGGCUAAAAGUGAGUUUUGCAACAAAAAAAAAAAAUGUUAUCAUGAAUGCACAAAAGCCAUAAUUUGGACUUCCUUUUUUUUGGCAAAUCUAUUUUGAUCUUUCUCUGUCGCUCAUUUUUUUUCUUUUUUUUUUUUUGUUUGCUUUUCUUCUUUGUAAGCAGUUUUGUUGCCCACUUGAUUGUCUUUCUUUUACGUGGAAUUGUUACUGGCUAACUUUUUGGGAAAGGAACAAAGUUAAUCUUCAAAGGGUAGUAGGUUAAAAGGGAAAUUGGUGCGGGUGGACUUUUCCCGAAAACGUUACCUUUUUUGUGAGUAUAACUCUGUUAGGAUUGGUCAGAAUAUCCAAACCGAGGUAUUGAUGGAAAGGUCUAUCUUUGCUCAUUGUUGAUUACCUGCUUAUUAGCUUAAACUUAAAGCUAAAUGGGCCCACGAAGGAAAAUAUGCAUCAUCCUAUAUGAAACGAAAAUGACCAAAGCAGUCGUCACAAAUGGUGAGACGUUGGAAAAAAAACCUACAGGUGCAUGUAGAUUUAAUUACAUGUAAAUGUACAUGCUUUGUUUGGUACUUACUGUGAUUGUAGAGAUGUCUUCAAAUGUCAUGUCAUGCACAGAUGUGUACAUAGUACACCUUUGUGUGACAGCGUAAGUGCAACCAUAGAUCUAGAAAUGACAGUGAAGAUCUCUGUAAAAGAGAGCUGGCUGGUCAGCUUGUACAAGCUUGAUGACUGACUGUUCCUAAAAAUUUGACUAACUUAUGUCUAUAAAGGAACAUAAUUUUUAUGCACAGUAGAGUGUGCCAAGAAAGUCAGAGUGGCAAGCUGUAGCCAGCAUGUACUAGCCCAAAAGUCAUUGAUUCAACUAAAAAUAUAUUUUUAUCAGUAUGAUCAAUAUUACAAUUCUUCUAAAAUUACAGUAUUCUUCUGGGAGUUGGCUGUGAAGACUCUUAGUUACUCUAACUCCCUUCUUUCAUAUAACUUUUAGUUUCUGUCUAAUGAGAUGUUACAGCUGUGUAUCUCUUUACUUAUUCAUUUAUUUAUUUUUAUUAACCUCUGUAUUCAUGCUGGAAAGUGAAAAAAAAAAAACUGACUUCUCCAAUUUUCAGGUGAAUUCCCAAAACUCUUCACUUGCCCACCCAGGCAAGUUUAAAACAGAAUUCAUCAGCCCGAUACCAAACUGACGCUGAGACACCAUAAAUCAUAGCUUAACUCCAGGUUCUUAUACACACACUGCUGUGUCAUCAGUUUAUGAAUUUGGGCUUAACAAAAUAGUGCACUGUUGCCACAUACAUGAUGUUCAUGAGUGUAGUAGUAGAGUAAGUGUUAUUCUGUACCAUUUCAAGGUGUUGGAAGAGAAUUGCUUUCAAGAUCUGAUGUAUUCUGCAGUCCAUGCCCAGCGCAGUGGAACUCAGUCCAUGGCUUCAAGACUCCGAAAGGUCAGCUUGUAGUUAGUCUUGCAAACUUCUGUUCAAGUGUUUUUAAUUUACUUCAUUAAUAACGAUAGGCAGAUGAUAGGCAGAGAGGAGAGGCACUGUUGACAGAUUUGUUAUACUCCUGGGUCAAAAUCUUUUGUACAUGUAUGCCUCAAAUCUAGACAUUGCAAGUAAAUUUUGUUUCAUUGAUUGCUAUUGUAAUUUUUAGGUGUUGGAGUACUUUCAUCAGCAAAAGAAGCAAAGAGGAGUUGAUGAAGCUCUCCUCCGACUGUAUCAACCAAUAAUAUGGAGAGCAUUCAAGGUUGUACAGACUACAACUCUUACAUUUGUACAUGUUAUCAAGAACUUCUGUCACAGGGUUACAAAUUCCUUUGUAUUAGUAAUAAUACAAUAAUAAUAAUUUAUUACUGUAUCCUGAAUGCUAAAAUAUAGAAACAAAAAACAAAAGCAAAAGCAAAAACAAAACAAUGUGAGACAGGUCUGUGUACUAUCUGUGUCACACCUGUAUACUGAAACUUAGUAAUUAUAUUUUACAAAAAUAUCAAUAUUGUUGUAACUUACACUUUUAAAGUUUGAACUCCUACUGAAUUCCAAGAGCCUUUGACCACUAGCUAUGGUAAAUAAUUGCAUAUUUCUUUUAUUACUAGGUUGCAAACCCAAUGGUUAGAGCCAAUGCCACAGCUCUUUUGACAGAUACAUUUCCACUCCAGAAUCCAGAUGCUGGGAACGAAGAGAUUGAUGCACUUUUACAGAAGCAAUUUGAUAUUCUUAAAGUAUAAAUGCAUUAAGUGCUUUGUAAAAUAGAUUUGAAUAAUUAUUGUCUUGCAUGCUGUCACUACGGACACUUAAAACUAAAUUAAACACAUUUGCUUAUUGUUUUUGAUCGGCUAAUGAACUAACAAAGACUGACACCUUUGUUACAAAUAUGAUCUCUGAUUGGACAAUUGAUAUCUGGCAGCUGAGACUGAAUCUGUUGCAUUUAGAGACACCAUAGCGCAUGCCAUAACCUUCAAAAUACAGUGUUUCCAAUUUUAAUCCAUCUUAAAAGAAAAAAAAGGAAUGAAGCCUACUUGAAAGGCAACCAAGAAGUCAGGCGUGAACUACAAAAUAAAACCAUGUACUUCAUCUACAUGUAAUCACCUUUUUUCUCAGAAGAUUAAUUUUUGUAAAUAGGCCCACAAGUCUUGGUUGCCAGGAACUUUCCACAUACUGUCCCUCAGUCAAUCUGCUGAGGAUACAUGUCCUUUUCAUUUUAUUAGACCUACGAUGCAUGCCUGCCUACAGGUUGCUCUCUCCUUACUUUGUCAUACGCAUUUAUAAAUUCACGAAUAAUAAACUAAGGCUUUUCUAUUUUUGGCCUUAAUCAUCGCUAUAACAAAAUUCUCACAUCUGAUUGGCCAUGAACUGCCCUGAUUUCAGCACUAACAGGACAGUGUAAUAGGACAGUAUGAGUCAUGCCUAAGUAACUGGACAGUACACGAUUCCACACUUCCUUUUUUUUCUUUUUCAAUGCUAGCAAAAAAACUGUCAAAAUUUCUUGUGUUUUGUUUAAAAAAAAAAUCUAAAAUAUCACAAAUUUUGUUAUCGUUAUGAUUACUUGGUGACAGAACUUUGUGUCGUCCAAUUCAGUCUGUAAUCGUACUCGUGAUUAAACAAAUCGGACUCCACACUCGUAUUAUUACAGACCGAAUCGGCCUCCACUCAGUCCUAUUACCAUUGUUUAUCUGUUUCUCUCUUCCUCAGGACUUGUUAGAGGACCCAUGUCCCACUGUCAGAGCCACUGCCAUUCAUGGUGUGUGUCGCAUCACAGGUGUAUUCUGGGAACUUAUUCCAGCGCAUGUCAUUAAGAUGUUCCUAACAACACUGGUAAGAGCUUGAUAUUAAACAACGAUAAACUUCAAAGGAGCUUUGUUGUGGAAUUUUUGAGGAGUUUUUUUGUUGUUCCUAUUGUUUUUGUGUUUGGUUGGUUGGAUAUGUUUCUGGUUUUGAUCAGCUGUAAGCUUUGUUCAAAUUUUCUUUGCUCUAAUUCAAUAACAAUAACAACUGUUUUAUUCAGAUCAAUGAGCUGGCUUUCGACACAUCCUCAAGUGCUGUGAGAGUGGCAGUUUUUCAGGUAAGCUUUUGGUUACUUAAGUACAAUGUUUCAUGAAUUUCUGCUGUAAAUGUUUAAAAGAGCCAGCUUCUUUUUAAAGUUUUUUGAGCAACUGCACUUGUAUCGUGUCCACUAACUACAGGUUCGUUUUACUUGUGAUAAUUAUGGGAAGAAACGUUUAAAACAAACUGAGCUGUUCGUCUGCUAGUCUGCUACACAGCCGUUUUUAGUGUCGUCACGCAAUUCUCGUCCACAAACAGUGUUUUAUGGGGAGGAGCGUUGCGUAACGACACUAAAAAUGGCUGUGUAGCAGACUAGUCGUCCGCCAAAUACAGGGUGUAUCACCUCCUCAAUAUUGCUAUAACGUACUCCUGCAUCAAAUGUAUGUGUAUUCGGACCUGAUAUUCUGUGUUUUCCUUGUCCUCACCUGAGGUAGGAUUUUCUAAGGGGAAAAAAUGAAGUCGAAAAGGGGUGCAUUUGAACUUACUCAAGGCCGCGUGACCAACAAUCAAACAAAAGUAGUCCCAAUUAGUCUAGGGAUAUAACAAGCAUAUUUUUUUAACUGACCUUUUGUUGACUUAGGGCCAUAACUUGAUGUCUAUUUUAUCUUGUUAUUUUUAAGGGUUUAAAGUUUGUGCUGGACAAUCGUCUUAGUCAUCCACUCCUGAAGCCUUUGCUGGGUAAUCUGCAAGAUCUGGUGCAUGAUACAGCUGAGAGAGUGAGAGUGGCUUUUCUUGAUGUGUUGAUUCUUGUCAAAGGACUAAAAGCAAUCAAGGUUUGUAAAGCCAAAAAAGACAUUGUUUUUCUAGUAAAAUAUUUCUUGAAGUAAUUUUUGAGGGGAGGAUCAAACAAAACGGGCGCGCACUCACAAAGAUAGCCGCCUGCCUCUUACCCAGGCGUUUCUAGGUAUUUUUUGCGGUAGUCGCAGCGCAAAGGGGUCAUGGGAACGAUGAAAAUUGGGAAGCUUCGUUUCUUACGCUCAGCCUUCCCUUGUGCCUUUGCGUUUUUGAAGCUUUCCCAUGAUUCUUGUGCCGCGAUUACCGUCGAAAAUCGCAAGAAGCGCCUGGGUACUAGGGAGAAGAGCGGAGGAAAUUGAGCCUAUUAAGAAGGUGAUCUACUAGCUAUGUAGCUAUGAGGGCAGCAAUGUACAGAGAAAAUAAGAUAACUGUGUCUUCACUUGUGAAGGAUGGUGCUAGUUUGAUUCCAUUUGCCUCGUGUAUCAUUGUAAAUUCUGUAAUGUUUUGUGUAAUUGUUAUCUCAUAUCGGAUUUCUCGUUGUCAGUUGCACCGUGUUUUUUUUUUAACCCACUUUUUCGUAACAGGAUAUCGUAUGAAAUACAUUCUUGUGUUUGCUAUAAUCAUUAUUUAACGGUUUGGUUUAUUAUUGUGUUUACAGUUCUGGAAUAUAGUACCCUUAGAACAGUUGCUUUCUCAACUGGAGGUGGAACAAUCUGCAGCGGUAAUCCGAAGAAUUGUGAAACUACUCGUGAAUUCAUUUCACCCCACAGGCAAAGGAGCCGACACACAGGUUAUUGGUAACAUUAACAUCUCUUUGCAUAAAAAAACAGUGAGGAGCUUCUACAUGAACCUGAUUUUAGGGCCUGUUUACAUGGAGGUGGGGGACCCCAGGUAGGUGAGUUUACCCGCCUGUCCAUAUAAUCUCUAGAGAUUAUAUGGACAGGCGGGCUAGCUCACCUGCCUAGGGUCCCUCCCUCCAUGUAAACAGGCCGUAAGUCAGAGUUUAUUCUAAUAUUUUGAAAGAUCAUCUCAUUUUGAAUUCUUUGUUUUAUACCGUUUGUUGAAGGUAACGCGCUGUUCAGCGCUAUGGCAGUCCAAUCCUGUGGCAGCCAGGAAGUUCUACCAAUAUGUACAUCUACACUCAACAGUAUCAGCAACAGGUUGAUUUAUAGCGAGUACUUUUAUAAUUCAUAAAAAAAAUCUUGUCUUAUUUAAGGCUUUUAGUAGUAGAGAUUUCUUUGAAGGGCUAUUAUUUUAAUGGGAAACGCCCAAAAAGUUCGUUGUUGUCGAUUUUCUUUUUGUGUCUGGAGGAGUGCAUUUUUAGCGUUAUUUACGGUAAAUAGCGACGAUUCUUAGAGGUUCAAUAGGCCAUUUCCGAGUUCCCCCGGGCCUCUGUAUCAAAACGAGGUUAAGUGCUCAGCCUUCGAUACGGAAAAAUUUUCAUUCUCAUACAAAUAAAACUCAUUUUCACAAGAAAGGUUGUGCACUUGGCCUCAUUUUGAAAGUGAGGGUUUUUGGGUCUUGGAAGUGGCCUAUUGACUGNAAAAAAAUCUUGUCUUAUUUAAGGCUUUUAGUAGUAGAGAUUUCUUUGAAGGGCUAUUAUUUUAAUGGGAAACGCCCAAAAAGUUCGUUGUUGUCGAUUUUCUUUUUGUGUCUGGAGGAGUGCAUUUUUAGCGUUAUUUACGGUAAAUAGCGACGAUUCUUAGAGGUUCAAUAGGCCAUUUCCGAGUUCCCCCGGGCCUCUGUAUCAAAACGAGGUUAAGUGCUCAGCCUUCGAUACGGAAAAAUUUUCAUUCUCAUACAAAUAAAACUCAUUUUCACAAGAAAGGUUGUGCACUUGGCCUCAUUUUGAAAGUGAGGGUUUUUGGGUCUUGGAAGUGGCCUAUUGACUGUGGAUUCCAGCGGACUAUUUGAGUCGGUUAUUGAAAAGGAGAAUAGCCCACGUUUUAGAAACCCGCGUUCUCAACGGAAUUUCCGCUUUCUCAACCCUAAUAUCUAAACGCUUUUUAUAUUGAACAGUUUCCUGAAAGCGUCGAGUUUAUCUUUAUGGAAAUCGUAUGACUUUUUUAAACCGCGGCUUGAAUUAGACUUUUUUUUGUCAACCGACCUUUAUUCUUCGUGUUUUACAAACUUACUUUUAUCCUACUUUACCUCGGAGUAGUUUACAGAAUAAAGUACUUUUUCUUGAGAAAAAUAUUCAAAGUGGCAGCUGUUAAGUUAUUAUUCCGAAGUACUUACAGUCCCCGUAAUAUUGGCAGCAUAUGGUAAAUUAUAUCUCCCUGCAACGGAAACAGACAUGAAAGUCGGUAAACCAAGUUAUCUCAUAAAAAGUAUGUGCGUGUGUUAAGAGUUAAAAGGAUGUUUUCUAUAAAUCUUUUUGGGUCAGGUGUAUUCAAAAGGUAAGGUUUCACAGCUUGUUGGUUCAUUUGUUUGUCCUUGGAAACGUGAAUAACUUGUUCAAUAGUUAUGUUUUAUGUACUCUUAUUUUUAUCAAUCAUCAUAUCUUGUUCGCUCUGUAGGAAAGUUUAUGGUCUGUCUUUGUCAUUGCCUUGUAAAGUUUGCACAAAAAGGAGGAGAUGAAAGUAACAUAUCUUUCGAAUCUGAAAGCGAAGGUUUGUUCAUUUCGUUUUCAUUUGUUUUAGUUCAGUGUUGUGUUCUUUUGUUCUGUUUGUUUGUUUUUUGCUUGUUUUGUUUGUUUUUGUUUGUUUUUGCUUGUUUUGAUUCCAAAAGUUGCAUAGCAGCGAAAAAGUUUUCUGACAGAGAAAGAGUUCGUUUCGACGUCAUUUUUCCCUUUUGUAUAGAAAAUCCUACCUCAAGCGAGGACAAGGAAAACACAGACAGUGCUGCAGCGAAUACAGAUACAUUUGAUGCUGGAGUUUUAGCGGGGAUGGCUGAAACAGUUGCUAUUUGCUGGGGAGGUAUCAAGGACAAAUUAGAGAAAGUAAGUUCUCUGUUUGUGUAAUGACUGUUGCCUCAAGGUCUGCUAAGACUAAAGCACUCAAUCUUUCGACAGGCAGGCGCUAUUUUUUCCCCGCGUUUUUUCAGGCGAGCUCGAAGCGGACGUGGAGCACAAUGUACCCGCUAUCUCGCGCUUCACGUCCGCUUCGUGGUCGCCUCUCGCCUGAAAACGCAACAUGCAUCGACUGCAUCUCACAUCUUUAUCUGCUACGGGUAUUACGUAUUGCAUUCUUAUUGAGUAUUACACAUCUUUAAUCCAAAGGGUGGAAACGAAUCGACAAAGACCAAGCUAGUUGAGAAGUUCACAAAGGCUCUUCCCAAGCUGUUUGGAGGAUUAAAGGUGACUAUAACUUGCAGAAGUGUUUCGCUUCUAGUAAUGUUUUACUGUUUACAAUGUCCUAGAAUUCUUUGAGUUCCAGCCUUACAUCGCCCAUGCAAGAUUGACGAUUUUGUUAGUCGUGCGUGUUUGCUCUGUUUAGGGAGCUUAAGCAACAACGAUGGCGACGACGUCGAAAACGUCACUUAAAGGGUGAACUCGCGCUGUUUCAAACAUUAUCGCUCUCAUUCCAUUUCGUUGAAAUUUUCUUUUUCUUUUCUUUUUUCUUUUUUCCUUUUUUUUUUUUUUCACCUUUGGGCGAAUUUUUUCUGGAGUUGAGUUCUAAAGGGUCGUAUGUAAGUUAAGAAAACGAAAACGAAAACCGUUGCCUUAAUAAUGAUAAUUUAAUCUUUAAUAUGGAAGCCAAUAUCACUGACAAAGUGGUUUACAAAGUGGUCUUCUUAUAAUAAGACUAAACUAUUUAGCUAAAAAAUAAUAAUUGUGUUAUUAAUAUAAAAAUUAGAGGAAGUUGCCUGAUGACUGUGCUUCUACAAUUUCGGACCAUACGAAACAGUACUGUCGCAAUAAACGAUCGAUGAUUACUCCUGAAGCCUGAACUCCUGUGAUUAUUAAAAGUCAAUGCUCUUCAAUUAAAUGAAUUGAGUGCUCUACGAAAUACGUUCUACCCAGAAUACAAGUAUUUAUAUAUACAUUUCAAUAUAAAAUGCACCGUAACACAAUAAAAGUACUAGUACAGUGUAAAAUGUGAAAAGUUCUACAAUGCAAGAUAGAAAUAUGAAUUAAAAUUUAGCUUUAGAUAAGCUGCGCUUAAAAGCUGCUAAGGAGGGCGUUUGCCACCUUCUAGAAGCGGAAGAUUUACGGAUAUUAUGCUUAGAUCUGUAAAGGUUUCCAACGGAGCCGUCUUCGUUGGUUAAGCUCCCUAAUAUCAGGUCGAUAAAAACUGAGGCCAAAUCUGAAAUAAAGACUAUGCGACAUUUGACACAAGGCUUGCGAGCUUACCUUAUACCUCACUCAAUUUUCAACUGGAAUUUUUUAGUUUAUUUUAAUUUACUGUUAUGUUAUACGUUUUAUUUUAUUUACUCCGUUUUUCUAUCUAACAGCACCCUCGUAUUCAAGCAGCGUGUUUAGUUAUCGCUGGUUUCUUGCCCUCGUCAUCUCUGCCUGCUUUCAGGUAAAUACAGUUACUGCAGGAAAAGAAAAACACUAUACAUGACCAACGAAGAUAAAGACGAUUAGACGUCUACGGCGCGUUAACUUAACCACGAUUUAAGAAAUAUAAACUGAAACGUUUUGAAGGCUACUUUCCAGUACAGUUGAGAUUGUCGUGCCCGUUUCUAAUUGUCAUCUUAGUUCGGCAGUUCUUAAGAAUAAAACCCCACAAACAUUGUAGAGGCUCAAUGGCCGUUUUUACACUAGAGACGGAUAAUCCAUCUUCAAAAUCCGUCAAAUUGGACGGAAAAAACAGAUGGAUAAAGCCAAGCGGAUUGUCCAUCCAAAAUUAGGACCAUUCUCUUUUGAAAUUAAAACGUAUUAUCUGUUUGACUCGAAUUAUCCAACGGAUAACCCGUUUCAAACGGACAAUCCGUCUCUAGUGUGAAUAUGGCUAAUGUUGGUGUAACUCGGGAUGAUUGUGUAAUUGUGUUUCUAGUGCCAAAUGCUUGUCAUCUCUGUCCUCUCUGCCUGUUACCACUCCAAAUACGGAAUACGGCCCCCUUCUGAACUGUUUGUGCGCCUGGGACAAAACCACCGAUGUACUCGAGCUUAUAAAUGAGUGGAUUGUAGGUGGAAUGAAUGGACCACCUAAAGAUCCGAGAACGGUAAGCCGUGAAGAAUAAACAAAAUAUUUAGCAAUUAUUGAAUUCGGCUUUCGUAGGAUGUGAAGAAUUAUGGAGAUCUAGGAGGAUGGUUAUUCACCGAUGCUGAAGGCCGAGGUGGAUAACAUCCCCGAGAUCUGCCUAAUUCUUCACAUCCUACGAAGGUUGAAUACAAUAAUUGUUUUAUUAUCCAGUCAAAAUUUUUUUAAGUUUCUAGCAUUACCGCCUCGUAGACUUCUUCAAACCUUUGGACAAUUUCUCGGUACUGUUAAAUAAAUAAAAUCCGUCGUGCGAUAUGUCUGGCGUAUUCUUGUAUUUCUUCCGUUCAGAUUUAGUUAGAAAUCAGCUAUUUCGUCUUCGGAUAGCCGUGAACGCUAUUUGUUUUAGUUCACUCGUGAAUAAACCGCUUGGCGUCGUGAUGAUGGUCUAUUGCCCUAGCAGCCUCGUUUCCAACGUUUCCAAUCAAUUAUGUCAUGGAUCAACCACGUUUCCAAUCAAAUAUACCUUCGAAUCGAUGACAUAUUGCUCGCAUCUUUCAGAUAUGGUAUGCGCCAGUUAGUUAUGACCUUAAUUAUUCCGGAUAUCAUAAAACUUCAUCCAAUAAUUAAAAAAACUGUCUUUUUGAUAAAAUGAAUAGUUUAUUUCGUACUGCGUCAUUUAUAUCCGUUACCGCCCUGGCUGACGCGGAAAAAACACCUUAGCAAAGAGGGACUUUUGUAUGUUUAUGGUGGGAUAAAAAUUCAUUUAGAUUUUGUUGUAUCCAGGGGGAAAGGACCGGAAGAAAGAAGAAAUCAGUGGCCUUUCAACUCCCCGUGGAGAAUAAGCAAAUGUUGGCUUUGGAAUUCCUUUCUUGGCUAAUGGUAAGCACAAACAUCAACAUCAAACUACUGCUAGAGAAUUUCGAGCACUUAGUUUACUUUGAUUUUUUUGUCUCUGAUUGGUUGUUCUUGUUGUUCUGGUCUUUAUUUCUUCUUAUCGCCAGGGUGAGCCUACAUGUCGUACAGCAGUCCAGGGGUAUCCUGAAAUUCUACGGCAGAUUACUGAUAAUUUGAGAAUGACAAUGGUGAGGCAAUUUACUGAAUUUAGGCAGGUGUAGGGUUGAGGAUGGUGGAUAAUGGAGGAAAGGAGUGAAUGGAGUAAUAGAGGGGUCUGAAAAUGCUAGAAAGCACAUUGCUAUAUAGUUGAACAUAUUUCCCCAACAGCGCGCGCUCCCAUUCGUUACUUCGAGGUUCCAUGGCAUCUAGCAUUAAAACAGUUUCCCGCCAAAAGUUUUCGAGAAGAAAACAUCGUGAAAUCUGUGAGGUCAAGAGGUAAACGCGAGCGUUGACUUUCUGGCUGAAAUUUACUUGUAGACGUAGAAGUUUCUCUUCUUACGCUUUUAUAAAAAUUUCAUUUUGUUUCUCUCGACUCGAGUAUCAAUGGUUCCCUCCUUUCCCCUUCAUUUACAUGUUGAUAUUUUCCUUUAGGCAACUAUCGAGUCUCGUCUUUCACCGAGUCGGCCAACACCUGAGCCUUUGACGCAAAGUGAAGUGGAGUUCUUUCACAAGUCAUUUGAAGCGUAUUGUCUUACAGAGAUCCAUUUACACCACAUGGUAAGCUUUCGCAUUGGUGGCUAGAAUUGUAAAUGAAUUGUAAUUUGUUUAUCCACGAAGCACUUAGGAGUUCUUAAGAACAUCUGUGAUCGUGUCCGUACGUUCCAGAUCGAAUUGGAAUUUGGAAGCGUUGGUUUUUGAGGAUUUUGUCUACAGUGUUAUUAAAUUGUGCAUGAGUGUAAAACGGUUUUGUGCCGAAUUGUACCAUUGGAAUUUUUCCGGAAAUGGACUAUAGGGGAAUCCUGGUUUACAUUUUUUGCCUCAUUAUCAUAGGCUUAUCAUUAUCUAUAAUGAAGCUAAUAAAAUGAAAAUUCUGAAUAUUGAAAGAGCAUAACAAUUUCAGUUAUCUCUGAAAAUUUGAGCCCGAUAUGCCAAAUAGUUUCGGAGAAAUUCCAUUUGAAAACCCAAAAAUUUACAAAGAAUGUAUGAGCUCAUUAACCGUUUGCCACCCAGUAAUUUUGCACCUUUUAAUUGCUGCUAUUUUCUUUGAUACUGGUUGCAAAGGGCUGAAACUUGCACAAACUGCAUAACUUAACCAGCUCUUUUAAUUUUUGCACCUGGUUGGUAUACAAGGCCACAUCUUCUAUGGAUUAAUUCGUAUGCUAAUGAGCAAAAAUGUAAACAAUGACGUCACAAUGAAUCCGCCUAUUUUAAAAAGAAGCGUGUGUCCAAAACAGUCCCAGAGUGCAUUUCGACUCAUUCCAGACCUAUAGUCUCAUGGGCAGUUAGGUCCUACUAACGUUCUGGCUCCUCGACAGGUCAAGUACACUUUAGAUUGGGCUCCCAUUUCUUUGAGCCGUCAAUCAAAUUAAUACUUUGCAAUGGAUUGUUCUAGGAAAAGAACGAAGAGUAUGGUGGCGCUAUGGCUGCUUUGGAAAAUGUCCUCGUCUGGGCUGACAGGGUUUUACUACCAGCAAUCAGCUCUGAAGGGUUUGUUUGUGUUUGUGUUUUUUGUUUGUUUGUUUGUUUUGUGUCUUUUGAUGUGUUAUUGCAUUGCAUGACAAAGAUCCAAUGAUCUUGGCACUUUUUUUUUUCUGUAUUGACCAUCGAAAAGUUCCAAAUCGUCUACAGAACGUUUAAUCGUCGACUUUUUUCGAAGUGCAUGCUUACAUGGGGAAUGUAUGACCACAAAAAUCAAAACCACUCACAAAGAUAACUUUUUAGUGAUCCUCAUCAGUUCGCUCCUAUCGUCCCACCACUACACGCUCUGUCGGGUAAUUCAUUAAUUUUUAUUUCAUGAUACCCAGAUCCGAGCGAGUGAAAAAAAAGAAGGUCGAAGGACGAGCUCCUAAUUUCGACUUCACUGAACUUUAUUUUUUCACGGUGACAUAUACGAGACACGCGGAAAUAUGACACUUUUCGCGUGAAACAAGCCGUUCUAUUCACAAAUCUACUCAGUAAAGAGUUUACUCAAGAAAUCAGUGGAGAUAGAGGCUAGCUCCUAGUGAUAAGGCUCCUGUCCUUUAUCAUUUACAUUGUAUUUCAAUACCAAAACGCCUCCUUUGUCGGUGGCUUAAGGUGUGGCAAUAGAUUUAAUAGGCAAUAGAUUUACCAGAUAAUGUAAGCUACAAAAUGAACGAUUGUAACACAGUAAGAUAAGAUUGUACAUCUCCACCAACAUUUUGUCUGUCGUUCUCCCAUUUGUUCUUAUUACUUAGGAAUUGUCUCAUCUCCCUUCCAUCGGAAGCUAAGAGUGCUAAACGAGUUCUUGAAGAAGGACAUUACUCCAGUUCCCUUGUGGUGCAACUUGUAAAGGUAUACUGGAUUAACUAACAACUUAAGCCCCAAGGUCCAAAUACAAAUUCUCCACACUAGUGUCCAUACAUUGCGUCAUAGAAUUAGUUGAGAGAACUUGAUAAAAGAUCAAAGCAUUUCGUUUGUGUUGGUCAUUUUAUUAAUUCUCCUAACCUUUUCUAUUGAUGAUGUUUUGAUAUAGUUAGGAGAAAAUUGAUGUUGAUCACUCUUGGGACUUAAAGGGUUGACCAAUGCCGACGCUCAUUUGUAUUUCGGAGAAGAACUUUUCAUUGUAGAGUUUUCUAUCUGGUAUAGCAUUGUAAGAUUGAGAGGAUGAGAGAACAGAUCUCUUUGAUAUUUUGCCGCAAUAAGUGUGAUGAAUAGAUUUCUCACCCAAAACUGUUAAGUUAUGAUGCUUGCCACGGUUUUGGCGUUAAAACACGCAUAACCCUUUAAUGGCAUGAUUAACUAAACGUCGCCCGCGUGACCGGCGUUCGGGGAAGGGGGAAGGGAGGAUUAGGUAAGCACGUUAAAUCCGGAAUGCCCCAACAAUCGCGCUUGCAUUAACCCUUCCCCCACCGUCCCUUUGUACACUGGCCGCGCGGACUAGGCUGUAAGAAAUCGACCUUAAAUGCAAUGUGUCGUUGCGGCGACACGUUGCAGAUAUUUACAACAUGGACAAGCGAGUAUCCUAAGAACGGCGUGGUCGCUGCUUUUUCAUCUUUUCAGCAACAUGUUUGUGCUUGUGUUGAGUCGUAUUUUUUUUUUCGUAGACAAUUUUGACUUGUUUAAGUGAGAUGGUAAUGCUUGGAUUAACACAAGAAAAGUUUUACAACCACGCAGCGUUGUUCACAACGUCUCUUGCUAAACUAGGUGAGCUGUUUCGCGUUAAGCUUUUUUCAAGCUUUCUUAUGAAAAAGCAUAUUAAAUUACAAUUAAUAUCCAACAGUAUUGAUAGGUGGGCGAGGGCCUUAAAGCAGCAGUGUCCCAUUUCGACUAUGUCCACAUCAUGGUCCGUACGUUCUUGAAAAGGUCUUGAAUUUUAGUAGUUGUGUUGAAAAGUCUUUGAAUUCGGUCAAGGUCCUUGAAAAGUACUUGAUUGAUUUUUUAGGUCUUCAAAAAUCUUUGAUAUUCACUACCUUGUCUAAAAACAUUUUUGUACACGAGCAGUAUCUUACUUCUGUUUCUUUAUUCUAAAUUCUGUUUCUGUACUUCAGAUGCAAUUGCGAGUCAUACCCAGUCAUUUUCCAAAGCGUUGUUGCGGAAAGUAGUGUAAAAUAAUGUGAUCAACCAUGGCUGAAGAAGUAAAAACCGUAAAUGACUCCAUGACGUGCUUUAGGCAGUAAGGUGUUCAAAAACGAGUUAAAGAGUGCGGACUUAUUGCAUAAAUCGCAGUCCUUGAAAACUGUAAUUUGUCCUGGAAAAAUCCUUGAAAAAUCCUUGAAAUUUGGGAUCAAUUUAGGUUUCAGGGAAACUGCCCACCUACCCCUCCCCUAAGCCAUCAUUUUGCCCUAAGUGAGAAGUAAGUGGAGAUCUGGGUACGAGAUAACCUGUGCAGUAAACGGGUUUAUCUGAUGCGCCCUGUACAACAUGCAGCGCCCGACUCAAGUUUUAUCGCUACGGCUUAAAUGCGUAGUUAUUUCUACAUCAGUGUUAGCAGCUUAGUUUACUUAAAUGCUUAAAACAGUUAUCUUUGCCCGCGUCGAAAAGCACACAGCGCAUCUCCCAAUUCAUUGUAAUGUUUGAUAUAUAAUGAAGAAACCUUCUUAUUUUCUUUGCUGUUGGUCUUUAAAUUCUCCAAAAUCCGAGAUCGUUUGUCGUGGAAUUUCAAUUACUAGACCAUGAUAUGGACGAAGAGACUUUUUUGUCUUUCACUCCUUAUCUUUUAGAGUAAUUUUCUUUAUCUGUCAAAUAGGCAGACCUAGUAUACAACUACGCUUAUCAGUACUUAAUUUCAUGUUUUUUUUUUGUUGUUUACCUGUAAUUAUUUGGCACCUAUUGUUAGAUAUUGUUUCACGGGCUAAAUAAAAUCAUUCUAAUUCAGAGACUAAACUCUGGUGUCAAUUAAUAAUUAAGGGAUUUCUUACUCAACAGGUUAUAACGCAGUAGAGUUUCUACAUCAGCUUGCUAAAGUCUUGUAUCAGAUUGCACUGAGUGUGGUCCUGAGUAACGGUAAGUUAGAUACCUCUAAAAUAUAGCUAUCUCAUGCGCCCGAAUUUCUCAUUGUGGUGAUUACUGUAUGUGUAUCCACUUAUAGGUCUUUGUUUAUAAAUUAAGAUCUAUAGGUAACUUUUAUUGUCUAUAAAAAAUUAAAGGCAUUCGUGUUUUCUAAUUCCCUCGUCCAAUCCCGGGCAGAAACGUUUCUAUUCUUAUGGGGGACAUUUACUCCAUCUGGUACUACUUCACCUAGGGUCUACCAAUUAGAACAUGACGAUCGCUUAAAAUUUUAACAAACUGUGUCAAGUAAUAUUCGAGUAUCUCUGACAUUCCUAAAGGGUGUUUACUUUUUAAUGAUUGGCUUUGCUAUGGAUGUAAUCUUGUGCAUACUUUACUAUAACACCCUUAAGCGAGGGAAUGUCACUUACACUUAAGUCUAUGUUCAUGCUUUACUGAAUAGAGAGGUUUUAGCAUCACGUUUACGUCAAACGGUAAACGCGAGUUUGUACCACGUGACCAAGUUUCCCCUUUACUUGUCGUUUACAGUUCAUUAUUUCUGCAAAUAAAUUAGUAGUUUCACGCAAUUUUUUAUCCAUAAGAAUUUUUUUGUUUGAGCUGUUUUUAUCUGCUCAUUUUCUAUUUUGAGAAACUCUCAACUUGAAUCUGACGUAUGCCGUUUGCCGUAUACGUGAAGCUUAAACUCUCCAGCAGCUUUCCGUACCACCACCAAAAGCUAUCCAGUAUAGUAUAAACACCUAUCCGAUAUGUGACUCUCCACUUUAGAGAUCGGCGCGGGGCAGCUUCGCUCCGUUACCGAAACCGCGCCGCCACAACCGUUCUCGUGUGUGAAUAGAAGCGUUAUCCGGUAUGUGGUUUUCGUGGCGCCACCAAAAGCUAUCCAGUAUAGUAUAAACACCUAUCCGAUAUGUGACUCUCCACUUUAGAGAUCGGCGCGGCGCAGUUUCGCUCCGUUACCGAAACCGCGCCGCCACAACCGUUCUCGUGUGUGAAUAGAAGCGUUAUCCGGUAUGUGGUUUUCGUGGCGCCACCAAAAGCUAUCCAGUAUAGUAUAAACACCUAUCCGAUAUGUGACUCUCCUCUUUAGGGAUCGGCGCGGGCGCAGUUUCGCUCCGUUACCCAAACCGCGCCAAAAUCACCGUUUUCAUGUGUAAAAUAGAAGCCCUAUCCAGUAUGGUUUUCGUGCCGACGCAAAAGCUUUCCGGGCUCAAUCACACAGCCUCAAUCACUCACUCUCUCGCUUUUUAUAGAAUCAGGGAAUGUUAAUCUUCGAAGUGGUCCAGUGUCCACUAUUCUACAAAAUUUGCUGGAAAUUCUCCUUGCAUGUGAGACAGAUGAAGUUGAUGUUCUGACUCAGGUCAGUAUGGGUUGCAAGACCACUUAGAUCUUACAAUUAAUAUGUCUAGAAACGCAUCAGCAAAGAACUUUCACAAGCGAGGGGUACAUGCCUUUUACUAUUGCAAUGCAGUAAGCUUAUCUCCCAGUCGAAAGUGAUUUCGCCAUUGCUGUGUUACCUUUUGAUGUCUUCCUUAGCUCCCGUUUAUAUAGAAAAAACGUGUCCCGGGUAGAAGGAGUCACUCGCUUACCCGAGCUACCCUGGGCGAGCCAACAUUUCCUUUUGACAUUUCCGAACAAACCGUUUACAUGAGAAAAAUGUUGGCAGAGCGGUUGAGGUUUCUGUGAAACGGCCCACCUACCCCUCCCCUAAGCCAACAUUGACCCUUACUUCUCACUUAAGGCAAAAUGUUGGGUUAGGGUAGGGGUAGGUGGGCUAGUUGGCUCGGCUAGAAGUGUGACCCGCCUACCUGGGUUAUUCUUUUGUUCGGUGGUACGGUCACCUUCCUAACUGGGCCAACCUUUCUCCAUAUAAGCUCGCCCAGCCGUGUCAAUUAGGUCAAAACGAGACAAUCAGAGCAUGCGCGAGCCCUUUUGUAAGCUCUUGGCUCGAGCAAAGGGAAGAAAUUGUUUUUGUUUUGUUUUUUUCUCAUAUGAAAGUUCGAUAAAGUGGACCCGGCUGGGAGGGUGGCUCUCUUUUCCGGGGCAACUUUUUUAUAGACGGAGCCGUACACGCAUCUAUUUAGCAUACGUUUUGAUUAAAAUCUAGGUAUACACACUGACUUGAGUUCACUAAAACGUUCUUUAUUUGUCGCAAGUAAUGAAGUAAAUCUGUACUCGAGUUUAUUGUUUUGUUGUUGUUGUUUAUUGGUUUGUUGGUUUGUUAUUAUUAUUUUAUUAUUAUUAUUAUUAUUAUUUUAUUAUUAUUAUUAUUAUUAUUAUUAUUAUUAUUAUUAUUAUUAUUAUUAUUAUUAUUAUUAUUAUUAUUAUUAUUCUCAUUGAAACACCAUGAAACUUUUAUACGUUUCUGGAAAUCUGCGCACCUACCCUUCCCCUAAGCCAACAUUAACACUUACUUCUCACCUAUGGCAAAAUGUUGGCUUAGGGGAGAGGUAGGUGGGAGGUUUUCCAAAAACGUAUAAUGAUCCAAACUUAUUUGGAAGGUAUGCACCCAACCUAGAAAAUGCCUGUUGCUAACUUUUUAGUCACGAAUUGUACCCAUCAAUUAAUUUUAGUCUACUUCCCCCAGCAAAAUAGGUCGUAAUUCAUUACCCUUAUGUGCCCGAAUUAGCACCAGACUCUCUAUUUGUAGGCCCUGUUAGCUGUUCGUCCUGCUUUGGCAGAAGUCCUUCUACUUACAGAGGUUAGAAGACGACGUGUUGGAACAAAUGCAGGUCUUAUGGGGCCCCUCCUGUCUGCGGUGAUAAAUAACAUCAAACAGCAGGUACAUAACUUU